Molecule: messenger RNA, 1210 nt
Organism: Dinoponera quadriceps
Lineage: Eukaryota; Metazoa; Arthropoda; Insecta; Hymenoptera; Formicidae
Product: retinal dehydrogenase 1-like
Exons: 5
Coding region: 40-1077 (345 amino acids)
Molecular function (GO): aldehyde dehydrogenase (NAD+) activity
Source: RefSeq, a predicted model, not a curated record
GCUUCGUUUGUUGUUUGACCAGAUGCCAACAACUUUACAAUGACUCGAAAAGAACCGAUCGGUGUUGUUGGACAAAUUAUCCCUUGGAAUUAUCCCUUCCUCAUGGUUGCUUUCAAAUGGGGCCCUGCAUUAGCUGCCGGAUGUACUAUUGUCUUAAAACCGGCGGAGCAAACACCCUUGACCGCACUUUAUGCGGCCGCUCUCGCUAAAGAGGCAGGAAUACCGGCAGGUGUUGUAAAUGUCAUCCCAGGUUACGGUCCAACUGCUGGUGCAGCUAUUUCCGAACACCCAGAUAUCCGCAAAGUCGCUUUUACCGGAUCCACCGAGGUCGGACACAUCAUAAUGGCAGCCGCUGCUAAAAGUAAUCUUAAGCGUGUCAGCCUCGAAUUAGGUGGAAAGAGUCCGCUCAUCAUUUUCGACGAUAUUGAUGUGAAUGAAGCUGCGAAAAUCGCGCACGGCGCGUUGUUUGAAAAUCACGGGCAAAUUUGUUGCGCCGGGUCACGUACAUUCGUGCAUUCAAAAAUAUACGACGAGUUUGUGAAGCAAGCCAAGCAAUUGGCCCUCGAUAGAAAAGUGGGAGACCCAUUUGACCCUGAAAUCGAACAAGGUCCACAGAUCGAUCAAGACAUGUUUGACAAAGUAAUGGGCUUAAUCACUUCCGGCAAACAACAGGGCGCUGUUGUGGAAACUGGCGGAGAACGCAAGGGUACUGUUGGCUUUUUCGUAAAACCUACGGUCUUCUCGAACGUAACUGAUGACAUGAGAAUUGCUAAAGAAGAAAUUUUUGGACCGGUCCAAUCGAUUUUAAAGUUUGACACUAUGGAUGAAGUAAUCGAUCGUGCGAAUCGCACUAAUUACGGACUUGCUUCUGGUAUAAUCACUAAGGAUAUUAAUAAAGCUUUGACAUUCGCUCAAGCUGUGGAAUCAGGUACCGUUUGGGUGAAUUGUUAUAAUGCUAUUUCCCCUCAAGCACCAUUUGGUGGAUUUAAACAAUCUGGCAUAGGACGGGAAUCCGGUAAAGAAGCUUUGGAGGAAUAUCUGGAGAUCAAAACAAUUAACAUUAAAAUUGCAAAUUAAUAUUUGAUUAUAAACAAAAAUUAAUAUUCGAAUAUAUAUAAUGUCUCAAAAUGACAUAUUACCCCAAUUUUCACAUUUUCAUUACAACAUAAAAUAUUGUAUCGCAAUACAAUGGAUACCAGGAAUACUAUGU